Adineta steineri is the source of this 810-nucleotide messenger RNA. The record is from the annotation of a GenBank genome assembly. NCBI's taxonomy places the organism in Eukaryota, Metazoa, Rotifera, Eurotatoria, Adinetida, Adinetidae.
AUGCUUGUUGCAAUGAACUUUGGACUAGUAUCACGUAUUAUAUCAGUGUAUCAACCAGAUCCACAGACUGUAAUAAAUGCAUUUUGUAAAGCACGUACCUAUUUCGGUCAAUCUAGUGUCAUGUCAUAUCGUUGGAUGUUAACUAUGGCUUGUAUUGAUCGAUACACUUCAUCAACAGCUAAUGCUCGUAUACGCAAGUUCGCUAAUCCAUAUAUUGCUUGUCGCGUUAUAUUCAUUAUUGUCAUCAUUUGGAUAAUAGUACCUUUUCAUAACUGGAUUUUUCUCAAUAUCAAUGGAACCACAUGUGUUUGGUCAUCUUCUGCUGUUGCAACUUAUAAUAGUGCUUUGGUGGUUAUAUGUGGUUUUAUAAUUCCAGCAACAGUUAUGAUUACAUGUGCUGUGCUCAUUAACAAUAAUCUUAAGCAUAAACGUAAACGUCGUCGAAAUAAUGUUUCCACGUCAGCUGCUAGUGAAGCGAAUCGUUUACUCAGAGCACGUGAUCGACAAACAUUACUCAUGUUAUAUGUUGAAAUCAGCUGUUAUAUAAUCUUUACAUCACCUUGGGCAAUUUUUACGGUAUAUAAUGCACUGUCGCUCUCUGUCCCAAACAAGACGAGCGAUCGAAUAGCUGUCGAAGGAUUUCUUCAAUUUCUGACCGAAACUACCGCUUAUUUAUAUUCAACUUUGUCAUUCUAUUUAUAUACAUUAGCAUCGCGUACAUUUCGUCAAGAGUUAGUCAAAGUUAUAUCUGCUAUUAUGAAUAGCAGAAAUCAAUGCUGCAAUCGUGCUGGGCGUGUUGCCCCAUUUUAA